Molecule: messenger RNA, 1416 nt
Organism: Dermacentor albipictus
Lineage: Eukaryota; Metazoa; Arthropoda; Arachnida; Ixodida; Ixodidae
Source: RefSeq, a predicted model, not a curated record
GAAAGUUUCUAUACUGCGGAAUCUGUGAAGCUGCGUUCGGCCAGCUUUGAAAAGCGGAGUCAGGUUAUUUUGUACUGUGAGAAGUGCGCGAUAGCGAGUGGACUGCAGCCUUGAGGGGGAAAUACAGAUGCUGCGUUGCAGUAAUAUGGCAUGGCGACAGCAGCUCUUUACUGCUGCUGCCAUUGAAAGAUCAAGAGUCACGUUCGUCUGAGCCGUUGACGUGAAUGCUGCGUUCGCACAAGAAGCCUAGCCUAUUUUGGAUAUUUAUCCUUUGGACAAGAAGAGAAACGUUUUGCCAGUGCUACCAAAUCGAGCAUUUUCCACUGGAAUGAUGGCGGUGCAACUGUUCAAUCACCUUCUGCUUCUGUGCUGGUCAGGACGUCAAAUUGCGCUUUCCGGAGCGGAGGCCGUUCCCGGCUUGAGUGCUUACGACGACCCCGUGAGGCGCACCAACUUGUACUUCGACGAGCUGCUGGCAGUGGCGCUAAAGGAAGAGGCUGCAGGCCUGGACACGCGGCCACUGCCGGCUUUCGCAUUCGCCUUCGGCCGACUGCAGCGUCACGUGGCCAACUUCACUCGCAUCAAGGUCACAGGCCUGUCGGGCGGCGUGCAGCGGUACGGUGAUGCCAGCGCCCCCGGGUACCUACGCGGCAACUUGACCACGGGCUCGUACAUACGCUUCGAGGAUGCCUCUGUACACUGCGGGGGACAUGUGCGCCUCAAUGGCAUGUUCCAGGCUCAGUUCGUGGACCUGCAACUGCUGCUCAAGUACACCGUGGCGCUGGUCGAGGUGAUGGGGUUCCCGGGGGACAGGCCGAACCUCCUCACCUUCCAGCUCGCUUCAGCUGGCGUCAACCUGACCGCGGUCAGCCCGGACAGACGACCACCCGUGGACGAAGAGGAACUCCGGCAGCUGAUGGAGUCCGGACGUGCUGCCGUGCGGGCUUCCACCGAGCACUUCCUGAACACCGAGUUUCGGGCUGCACUGCAGAGGGCCGUGGCACGAAAGCCCAUGCCAAAGCCCUGAGCCAGGAUUCACCCCGGCGUCAGGCAUCGCCCACACAAAUUAAUGCACUCGCUGCUGGGCAAGCAGGCGCGGCUUACUGCAUCAUUUUUUUUUUCCAACGUUGCCUAUAGCAGCCGCAAGCGAUCGUGUAGUAUACAUCAGUUUGAAUGUUCGUACAGGUUUCUGACUUUGCUGUUUUAUUUUUUUGCCGCCUCGGUUGCUUGGUGGCUUUGGCACUGCAUUGCUAAGCACGAGGUCGCGGGAGCGAAUCCCGGCCGUGGCGGCCGUAUUUCGAUCGCGGCGAAAUGCAAGAAUGCCCGUGGCCGUGCACUGUGUGUGCGCUAAAGAACACCAACUAGCCGAAAUCAAUCCGGAGUCGCCCACUACGGCGUGCCUCACAAUUAAAUCGC